Triticum dicoccoides is the source of this 1716-nucleotide messenger RNA. RefSeq lists its product as uncharacterized. The coding region runs from base 256 to 810 and encodes 184 amino acids. Lineage: Eukaryota; Viridiplantae; Streptophyta; Magnoliopsida; Poales; Poaceae. The record is from RefSeq and is a predicted model, not a curated record. The transcript has 6 exons.
CCUCACACUUCUCCCAGUCUCUCUUCCCCAUUCUCCCCUGACUCCCUCGUUCCUUAUCUACAACGCGAUCCCCAUCCAUGGUCGGAGCUGUCUGGUGGCCGCCCCUCCCCUUCUUCAGCAACGCCGGCGGACGCGCAGGCCCCUGCUCUGCCCCGCCCCUCCCCUUCGUCAUCCCUGCCGGCGGACCCGCAGGCCCCUGCUCUGCCCCGCCCCUUCUUCCUAUCCGGUGACGCCGGGGCCUGCAUCCUCCUGGCGAUGCCGGGGCGCUCGAGCUCGGCAUGCUCGCCGGCGACGCCGGGGCCCUCCCUCGUGCUGAUGCACUCGCCGCCACGAACUUCCCUCCCCCCUGCUCGGGACGCCAUCAAGGUCAGGUUCCAACUCUUAUUCUCCCCUGAGUCCCCUCGAUCCGGGUGCAGGUUCAGGUUAGCUGCUCAGGGGCCAUGGCGUGUUCCGUUCCGUGCGGCGCUGCCUUCGCCGCCGCCGUUGCCGCCUGGUUGUGUCUGGUGCGUCGCAGCAGCCAACGGGGCCGGGAAGGUCCGAGACACUGUAGGUCCCUGCUCGCCAACUUGCAGGAGGUUGUUAAUCGUUUGGGAUGACCUGCAUGAGUACACAUCGAGGAGCAAGAGAAUCAAAUACGACAUCCUUCGUGCAAUGGCCAAGCUGUUGGAGCUUGAUGAACAUUGCCUAGUUAACCAGUUUAGCGACAGGGCUCUCACUUAUGCUAGAUUCAAGUACUAUCCUCCGUGUCCAAGUUUCUCAGAGAUGGAACGUGGUACAAUGUUCCAACUGUGUCUAACUACACCUUGCUGAUCAACGUUGGUGUUACAAUGGAGAUAAUGACCAACGGGAUAUUUAACGGGCCAGUACAUAGGGUUGUAACCAAUUCUGAGAAAGAGAGAAUCUCAGUGGCCGUGCUCUAUGGUAUGGAUCCUGAAAAAGCGAUUGGACUGACAACUUAGACAUUGAAUGAGGACCAACAGGCGAGAUAGAUGAAAAUGGAGGUCAAGGAUUUCUCGAGGAGAAAGAGUCUUCGAUUCGUUAAGGAUAUGAUCAAGGAAAGAAUUACAGCUGGUCCAGGGGCCGUGCAGGGCGGGGCGGCCGCGCGGGUGCCGGGCGGGUUCCUGGGCAGGGGCGAUCUGGCGGACUUGUGCGACGCCGCGAGGGGGCAGGGCGGCCUCCUGGGCGACCGCUACGUCGAUCGUGCACGGAGGCGACUGUGCGGUGGAGUGGCGCGAGGUCGCCGUGCAGGAGAAGACGGUGUUGUCGCGAUGGUGACGCAAGGCAGAGAUGCUCCUGGGCGAGGGGAGGUCGAUUCCUUCCUUAUCUGCGAUCAGAAUUGCGUGAUUGUCGGGGGACGUGGGACUGGUCGUUCGAGGGAAGGGUUGUGGGAUGGUGGAGUAUGGUCAGUCAUUGGAAAUUGCCAAGUGCACACCAUAAAGCAAUCAAAUCAAUUAUGGCUGUUAGAUUCAGAUCCGUGGGACUAAUCGUGGGGUGGUGAAUGGGUUGUCUGGUGUCAUGGGGGUAAUUGUGGGGUGUACCUAAUAAAGUUCUAGUUGGAUUGUUUAAUAGUAGUGGAGAAAAAUGAAGAGGGCCGAGAUAGUUCGGCUUUCCAUGGCAUAGUCCAUCCUGGCAAAGGCCCAGCAGUCGUUGAGCAGAGAAAAGUUCACUCUAAGUGCGAAAUCACUAACUAUUAGGAAGUACUCCUUUCAAAGAUCA